Molecule: messenger RNA, 1420 nt
Organism: Aquila chrysaetos chrysaetos
Lineage: Eukaryota; Metazoa; Chordata; Aves; Accipitriformes; Accipitridae
Product: RING finger protein 225-like
Exons: 2
Coding region: 585-1172 (195 amino acids)
Biological process (GO): protein ubiquitination
Molecular function (GO): ubiquitin protein ligase activity
Source: RefSeq, a predicted model, not a curated record
UUUGAGGGGGGGUCCUCGAUGUGGGUAGUGGGCAGGGGUGUGGCUCCGUGUGCUGCUUGUCCCCCUCCAUGUCCCCAGACCUGCCUCAUUCCUUCCUCCUGGGAAAAGUUGGGGUGCUCCCCUGCUUGUCAUCCCCUCCUUUUUGCACCCGUUUUUUCCCCGUUGGGGGGUGGGAGGGGGAGCAGCACCUUGUACCGGUGAGGGGCAGAAGGCGGAAGAAAGGAUUGGGAUAAGUAGAGCCAGGACGGAUAUGGAUCCGGCACCUCCCCGUUGGCAGCAGGGGGUAGAACGGGAUCUGCCUUGAGAACUGGCUCCUUGGUGGCCUGGGACCCCCGCCAAGGCUGGCGUGGGGUUUGGGGGUGCUUGCCAAAUGUGGAGACGGGGAGAGAGGGGGUGGCAAGGGACGGUCCCUCCCCGUGUUGUCCCGACUCACGCGGGCAGGGCAGGGCACCGUGGUGGGUGUGACGGUGGCGGACGUCCUCUUCGAUCCCGGCACCGUCGGCUGCGCCCGGAGCCGAGUGGCCCCUUGGUGAGCUCCUACUGCUGGCACCUUGGGGUGCAGGGACAUCGCCGCAGCCACCGCCAUGGCCGAGGACACCGAGGGGGUCCCCUCCCUGGAUUGCGUCAUCUGCUUUGCCCCCUACGAUCGUCUCUUCAAGGUGCCCAAGGUGUUGGGGUGCGGUCACACCUUCUGCCUCGAAUGCCUGGCCAGGGUCACCGUGGUGGCCCCCGCCGCCCCCACCUUGCUCUGCCCCAUCUGCCGCCGCCCCACGGCGUUGCCCCGCUGCCGCGGACCCCCGGCUUUGCCCACCCGUGCCGAUCUCCUGGCUCUCCUACCCCCUGGCCCCACCGGCUCCGUCCGCUUCAGCCGUCCUAAGGGGCUGCUCUACGUCCCCCCCGGGCACCCCAAACCCGCCGACCAGGUCCCCACUGUGACCCUCAGCCUGGAAUUGGGGCGACCCGAGCCCCCCGCUCCCCCCAACCGGGGCUGGCCCUGGAUCUCUGGUCGGUGGUCUCUGUACCGAGCGGUGGCUUUGAUGGUGGCCUUGGUGGUGGGAGGGGGUUUGGUGCUCUGCGGAGUCUUCCUCUUCUUCCUCCAGCCCGUGGCAUGCAGUGAGGGAGGGCCAGUGACAAACAGCACCUGGGGAGAGCUGGGCUGGCCCCCAUAUUAAGAGGGCCCCCCCCAUCCCACGGCAGAGCCCCCCCUUUCUAUGUCGUGGACCCCCACGUUGUCUUGGUGGCCCACGGACCCCCCCCCCCCCAGGGACGAGUCCCUGUUCCCCUGUGGACUCUGAGCUCAUGCCGCUGCCCAUGUGUGGCUCUGGGGGGGGGGCACCCACCUUGGAGUCAGGAUUUUGCUGGGGGGGGGGCCACAGGACCAGCCCUGUCUCCCCUGUAUUAAACGGGUUGUUUUCCUGGA